Molecule: messenger RNA, 2788 nt
Organism: Rhagoletis pomonella (apple maggot)
Lineage: Eukaryota; Metazoa; Arthropoda; Insecta; Diptera; Tephritidae
Gene: Tango5
Product: vacuole membrane protein 1
Exons: 5
Coding region: 362-1753 (463 amino acids)
Source: RefSeq, a predicted model, not a curated record
AUGAUGAAUUUUGCGCUGGGUUGUUUGUUUUCGAUCCUUGGCAGUGGAUGGAAUUGUAGUAAAAAUUUUAUUAAAUGUUAAAUAACGUUGUAAAUACAUGCAAAUUUGAAAACGCGUAAAGUCAAAUAAAUUACUGAAAAAGGUGACGGAAAGCAAACAAACAAAAGCUGUAACUAACUUCGAAUUACCAGAAAUCUAAAAGCGCUGCUUGCUUUCCCUUCCUGUCUCACUAUUCUUUCUGCAUCAGUACUCUACUGUCUACUGCUCACAACGCUUUUUUGUGUUAUCACUUAACUAAACACUUAACACUACUUUUCAACAUUUUCGAUCCACCUGCCUCUGUGAAAUAUUCGAAUCUUAAAUGUCACAACAUUCGAAGAAGGAUACGCCAACCAGCCGAAAUCGCAAACAGCAGCAGCAGCAGCAAAACCAACAACAAAAUGCUGACAGUGUAAAACAAAAGCCGAAUGCUUCGGGCAACGCAAUUACUGCGCACAGAAAGUCUAAUGGCGGCACUCCUUGGACGAGUAGCGGCGCUUCGCCUUUUGGUGGCAGCAUCACAACAUCCACCUCUGCUCCGUCACUUAUACGCAAGAAAUCACAAUCCAAGUUGCAAAAAGAAAAGGAGCGCUCCGAACGAGAAGGGAUUGUGUUGUGGCGUCGACCCGUACAAACGGUGAGAUAUUGUGGCUUGGAGUUGGCCACGCUAGUGCAAACGAAUGGCAAGCGGUUACUUCAACAACGUGGUCUACUCGCUGCAAUCUUAGUUUUAGGUAUGUUCCUCAGCUUUAUUUGUUACCUGCCUGGCCCACACCAGAUAGUGUUGGACGUUAUACGACGCAAUACAUGGUUCAUCAUCUACUGGACUGGCUUAGGUGUUCUCUCUUCAGUAGGAUUGGGUACCGGAUUGCACACAUUUUUGUUGUAUCUGGGACCACAUAUAGCCAGCGUAACACUUGCUGCAUACGAAUGCAAUUCGUUAAAUUUUCCAAGGCCGCCAUAUCCAGAUGAUAUUAUCUGUCCGGAGGAGCCAUAUGCAAAGAAACUACCAAAUCUUUGGAUGAUAAUGAGUAAAGUGCGGAUGGAAGCGUUUCUCUGGGGUGCCGGUACUGCUUUAGGUGAAUUGCCGCCCUAUUUCAUGGCAAAGGCAGCGCGUUUAUCUGGCUACGACCCCGAUGACGCUGAGGAGUUGGCGGAAUUUGAGGCAUUGAAAGCUAAACGUAAUCAGAAAAAUUUAAGCUUAAUGGAUAAGGGCAAGCUAUUUAUGGAACGUGUGGUAGAACGUGUUGGAUUUCUGGGCAUUUUGGCAUGUGCUAGUAUUCCUAAUCCACUCUUCGACUUGGCCGGUAUCACAUGCGGUCACUUUUUGGUGCCAUUCUGGACUUUCUUCGGUGCUACGCUCAUAGGUAAAGCCAUCAUCAAGAUGCACAUCCAGAAAGUAUUCGUUAUUAUUGCCUUUAAUGAAGCGUUAAUUGAACGCGCUGUCGAUUUGCUUGGCAAGUUGCCCAUAUUGGGCAAAAAACUGCAGGAGCCUUUCAAGGGUUUCCUCAACAACCAAAAGAAACAUUUGCAUCGCCAACGACAGCCCGCAGCCGAAUCUGGUAAUUUAUUGUCCAAGGUGUUUGAGACGUUCGUCAUUGGUAUGGUCUGCUACUUCAUAAUCUCGAUCGUAAAUUCAUUGGCGCAAAACUAUCACAAGCGACUACACAAAAAACAUGUGAAAAAGAUGAAGAAGUCGAUAACAAAGGAUUAGGAGCCUGCAAAGAAGACAGGCGAAGCGUCGGCAAAGGGGUAGAUCCGCCGCUAGAUAAGGAGCAGGAAAAAGUUAAAAAAAAAAACAGCCGGAGCAUAUGUGACUGAAUUACGUGAAAGUGGUAAAAUCCCAGAGAAAUAUGAGUAGUAAAGAGAUGAGCUGCAAAAUUUGGACUUUAUAUUCAAGUCUAAUUGCCUAUACGUCUACUAAUGUUGUGUUUAGCUAAAUUCCUAAUCAAAAAGAGAUAAGCAAUCAUCGCAAUGGUAUAUUAAAUAAAAAAAUGGACCAUCAUCUGCGCGAAUGGUUAAAUGGAAACUAAGAUGAUUUAGUUAAUAUUUUUAUUUAAAUUGUGAAUGCUACCUUACUUUAAAUUAUACAAAGUGUGUUUAUUGAAGAAACUACGAAAACAUAAUAAACUAGUCCUAAAUAAUUUGUAUGUAUGCAUGUACAAAAAACUAGGAAGAGCACAUCGUGUGCAACCCCAAUUUAUUUAACAUUAAACCUACUACACAUGUAAGAAUAUGAGUGUGUUUUGUGUGCAUUUAUUUUCAUGUUAACAUGAAAUGUAUUUUCGAGUACUAAGAAAAUGGAAAAGGUUGAAUAAAAAGUAGUGUAGAGAAGCGGUGGCGUAUAACAAAUAAAAAAAAAAUUAGAAAUUGAAUAAACAAACAAAAAUUAGUUUUAGAUGCGUUGCUGUUGUAUUUUAGCAUUAGUUGCGUGAUAAAUUUUUAAUUAAAAUAUAAUAGAUUCAAAGAAAAAUGGAAUAGUUAAUAUAAGUACAUAUACAUUUGGCCAAAAAAAAAACCUAACACAAAAACCCCAAAAGCGAAAUAAAAAGACAUUGCAAAAAUUAAAUGAAAUGAGAAUUCACAAAGAGUUAAAGAGCGCCAAAAAAGGCUUUGCCAAGAAGUUGUAAGAUUAUAAAAUUCAUGUAAAUUCAAGUAAUAAACUAUGUAAUGUGAAAUAUUUAAUAAAUGAUAAACCAAAAUUGAACAUUUGCAUACUAUAAAAAUAAAAUAAAUGAGUACAUAAAAA